This is a messenger RNA of Paralichthys olivaceus (Japanese flounder), 2606 nucleotides long. It is a transcript of the gene hycc1, whose product is annotated as hyccin PI4KA lipid kinase complex subunit 1. Gene Ontology annotation, cellular component: plasma membrane. Gene Ontology annotation, biological process: phosphatidylinositol phosphate biosynthetic process; protein localization to plasma membrane. Lineage: Eukaryota; Metazoa; Chordata; Actinopteri; Pleuronectiformes; Paralichthyidae. The record is from RefSeq and is a predicted model, not a curated record.
ACCGUGCCGCCCCCUCGCUGAAGGUAGACUGGAGAAAGUGAAGAAGAUGGAAGGAGCUUGUGUUGUUGUCUUAUUGAGGAGAUUUAUGGAGUAGCGGAGUGAUAAACGUUCUCCCGUCUUGUCGGAGCCAAAGAGUGGAGCGGCACCGGGGGAUUCACAGAUAGUAUGCCCGUAGAGGUGACUCCACUUCAGAUGAGGGAACAUGUUGGCUAUGGACCAAGGAGUAGUGGAGGACUGGCUGUCAGAAUUUAAGACCCUCCCAGACAGUGCUGUGUCCACCUAUGCUGCCUCUCUGAAAGAAAAAGGUUCCCUUGUUCCUGCUCUCUACAAGGUCAUCAGAGAGAACUACAGCGAUUUGCUGGAGCCAGUGUGUCACCAGUUGUUUGAGUUUUAUCGGAGUGGUGAACCGCAGCUGCAGCGUUUCACGCUACAGUUCCUGCCAGAGCUCCUGUGGAGCCUCCUGUCUGUCAGCGCAGCCAGAGACCCCCACACCUCCGGCUGCAUCGAGGCCCUGCUGCUGGGCAUUUAUAACCUGGAAAUAGUAGAUAAAGAUGGACAGAGUAAAGUGUUGUCUUUCACGGUCCCUUCCCUCUCCAAGCCCUCAGUGUACCACGAGCCUUCAGCCAUUGGCUCCAUUGCUCUUACAGAAGGGGCUCUAGCCAAUCACGGGCUGAGCAAGGUGGUGUACAGCGGGCCACACCUGCAGAGGGAGACCUUCACAGCACAGAACAGAUUUGAGGUGCUGACCUUCCUGUUGCUGUGCUACAACGCUUCUCUCAGCUACAUGAUCCCCACCUCCCUGCAGUCCCUCUGCCAGCUCAGCUCCAGGGUGUGUAUAUGUGGUUAUCCACGGCAACAGAUGCGGCGCUACAAAGGUAUUAGCACGCGGCUGACAGUCACGUCGGAGUUCCUGGUUCAGCUCAUCACAGGCAUACACUACGCUUUCUGUAAUGGGGAAGUUGAACUGGGAUCUAAAGCACUGGAUGACGUUCUGUAUCGAGCCCAGCUAGAGUUGUUCCCUGAGGCUCUACUGGUGGGCAACGCCAUCAAGUCGUCACUGCACAGUGCUGCAGUGAAGAGCAACAACAAGGAGGGUGCACGAAGUAUCCAGGUGGAGAUCACACCAACCUCCUCCAGGAUCUCCAGAAAUGCUGUCACCUCUCUCUCUAUUAGGGGACACCGCUGGAAGAGACACGACGCAGUGGAUCUGGGUUCCCCGGAUGAGCUGAUGGACAUUUCGGAGGUGGAUGAAGGGGUGUGGCCAGGUGGGGUUGGGCCUGACAUGACCCCACCCACCAUCACUAUCAGCAACAGCAUCACCACGUUGAACCUGGGCGCCAAGGCCAUGAAGAAGUGUCGUCUCGGCGGGCGCAACAGCAAGGACAAGGAGGCGGGGCCUCUAACAACAGGCCGGGCUGCCAGUGAGAACACAGAGCUGUCUGUCAAGCGACUGACGCUCACAUCCAGCCAAUCAGUGCCCAAAGCGGGAGCUCUCACCAGCCUGACACGCACCGCCAGUGCCGUCUUCUCCCGCUCCUUCGAGCAGGUGGCCAGCGGCAAUGCCCCUCCCUCCAGCAACCACAACACCUCUGACGCGGGGCGCUACUCCUGCAGCCUGCAGGAGGAUGGGUUGGGGUACUUGAGUCCCAUGCCAAACCACAAACAGCGCUCUCCCAGCAUCAGCGUGCACCUUGGCACUGACCUCUGAACCCUUUAAGACUCCUGUCUACAUGAACCCUCGCCUGUGAUCCUGUGACCCUGUACCUGUGACCUGGAACUCCAAGCCAUGCCAACUCCAAAAGAACCACAAAGACAUGAUCAAACACUCCCGCUGUUUUCCUUUAUCGCUCCACUUUAACGUCUUUGAUUCUGUGUUUGAUUCCGCUCAGACAUCCAGAGCACCAUCAUCUCCCUCCGCUCCUUCUGCGAGGUCGACUCGUCUAGGUCUGAUGUAGGCAGGAUGUCAGCGAUACCACUUCCACAGAGCACUUUGCUGUGAAGUUGUGCCAGCACAGAACUGCACUCCUCUGCAGGGCAGCCUGUCGUGAAAGGGUUGCACUUAAAACAUGUACUAAAAACUGUGUGGGAAAGUAUUUUUUGGAAAGUAUUUUAAUCGGCAUUUGUUGCCCUGCAUGGCUUUUCCAUACAUCCAUCCUGACCUUGCCCAGGUUUUUCAGGGCAGAUGUUGAGUAUGCUUGAGUGUCUGUACUGUACAGUAUGUAUGUAUAUAUGUUUUUAGAAUAAAGGCUGCUGAUUGAUACAGUGAUUAAGGUAUGAUUCUCCGAUCGGAAACAAUUGUUUCUACUUAUAAAAACAGAUCCUUUUCCAUAGCAAUACAAAUUUCUCCUGUUCAGUGGUUUUUUUGGGAAGAUCACCCAAACUCCCUCUGUUCCCGCCACUAGUUUUGUCAGUUUCAGCUGUGCUUCUUAAAAGAAAGUUCCAUCACUAAAUAAUCAAACUUGUGUGAUAAGAAUCGGUUCUUCAUGUUUACAAUUGCACAGUAGUCUCGUUGUGGAGAAGCAAUAUUUGUGUUCUUCCCUCUGGUUCCUCUAGCACCUUCCUGACUUGCUGUGUACUUGAACAAUAAAAAUCCAACUUCUGAUGAA